Molecule: messenger RNA, 4134 nt
Organism: Nematostella vectensis (starlet sea anemone)
Lineage: Eukaryota; Metazoa; Cnidaria; Anthozoa; Actiniaria; Edwardsiidae
Product: protein PRRC2A
Exons: 6
Coding region: 126-2549 (807 amino acids)
Source: RefSeq, a predicted model, not a curated record
UCGCACGGUUAUGCGCAGUAGGCUGCUGUCAUCAGCAAGAGCUUCCUCCGAAAGGAAGAAAAAAAGCCGGCAAACAGCUAAGAAAUAUCGCCUUCACGCUAAGAUUUGCUGUAAUUAGGACCACCAUGGGAAACGCAUUGAAUACGAAUCCACCUGGGUUUCAACAUCCAGGAUCAGUAUCUAAUAAUCUGCUGAGGCCGCCUCCCCCACCCCCGACAAGACCCUUUGAGCGUAACAUCCAUCCAAGAACAGAACCAAGAGACCGGGAGAGACCACCUCCCCCUCCCCCUCCAAGAUUCUACGAUAAUGACAUCCCACCACCGCCCCCUCCUCGUCGGGGUUUCUAUGAUGACUACCCACCACCACCACCCCCUCCCCGAAGGGAUGAAAAAUCCUAUGACUAUGAUGAUAGCUGGGAUAGAGGACCUGGUAGACCACAUGAUGAUCGCUACGACUAUGGAAAGUUUGGUAGACCCAGAUAUGAUGAACGUUAUGACCUUGAAAGAUUUGAUAGGGGACCUGAUCUAAGAAAAGAGUGGGAUAUGGAUAGAGGAAGAGGUAGAGAAACAGAUAUUGACAGAGGUAGCAGGAUGGCUAGUGGUAGAGGUGUCAGAGGAAGGGGGGAUGAAAGGAGUCGUAGUAUGGAUUUAGGUAGAGGUGAAAGAGGUCGUGGUAUUGAUUUUGGUAGAGCCGACAGAGGUCGUGGUAUAAAUCUAGGUAGGUCUGACAGAGGUCGGGCUAUUGAUUUUAGUAGAUGUGAAAGAGGUCGUGGUAUGGAUUUUGGUAGAGGUAAAAGAGGUCCUGGUAUAAAUUUUGGUAGAGCUAAAAGAGGUUGUGGAAUGGGUACAGUUAACAAUGGCAGUGGUCAAAGUGGGAACAGAGGUCGAGGGCUAAAUAGAGGACCUGGCUCAAUGAAAGGACCAAACCAAAACAGAGGUCGGGGGCAAGGUCCCAACAGAGGUGGCACAGGAAGAGGGCGUGGUCCUGGACCAUACCCAUAUGGUGGUGGGUACAAGAAAGACACUUUGAGUAAGAAUAUUGGUAUACCAGCCAGGCUUAAUCAACCAAUUAAACCCUUCAACACACAAGCUACUCCAGGUGAAUCUCCAAACCCUGCACCAGCAACGGAGGGUACCAAAAUCAAUACAACUGUUACUUCAAAGCCCGCUUGGCUUACUCAGAAUCCCAAUACUACUACCACCACUACUAUAGCACCAGCAGCGGAGGGUACUAAAAGCAAUACAACUGUUACUUCAAAGCCCGCUUGGCUUACUCAGAAUUCCAAUACUACUACCACCACUACUAUAGCACCAGCACCGGAGGGUACUAAAAGCAAUACAACUGUUACUUCAAAGCCCGCUUGGCUUACUCAGAAUUCCAAUACUACUACUACUACUUCUACUAUAGCUACCCCUAAGACACCUGAUACUACAGCAGCAUCAAGUGCAGAUACAUCAUCGCCAAAUGCCCCAACUCCAAGUUUUGUGCAAUCAAAUUCUCAACCCAAGCCCAAACCAGCCUGGCUAACGCAAGCACCUACACAACAAACUUCUGGAUUGGUUGCUCCUAUAAAGCCCAAGUUGAUCAAUCAACCAAUCACUAAAGGAUGUGAAAACAUCAAAGUUCCUAUCCCAGGGGAUGACAAUUUCAUAUCCUUCAAAAACAGUUUGCAAGAGUUUGCCCAGAAGAAAGGAAUCCCUGUUCCCAGGUAUUUCUCCAAGAAGGCACAGAUUGGGAUGAUGUCCACAGUGGUGAUUUCAGAUCACAAGUUUCAUAGCACUGGUCUUCACAAAGAUAAGAAGCAAAGUGAACAGAAUGCCGCCUGGUUUGCGCUAAAAAAGCUAGGAAUCAUUCCAGUGGAAACAAUCUUCACUCCAUUGAGAGUAGCAGCCAAAAGACCUGCUAGCACUUUGCCUGAGACUGUCGCCAAAAAACUCAAAGGGGAGGAUCUUCCGAAAGCACCCUCCUAUAAGAGCCAACUAAAUGAGUUUUGCCAGAAGUUCCAUCUAGCUAUUCCUCAAUACAGAACCCAACGAGAAGCCAGAGGUUAUGUUUGCACUAUGCUCUAUAACAAAAAGGUCUACCAUUCUACCGUACCUCUUAAAAACAAGAAAGCAGCCGAGCAGAAUGUUGCCCAGUAUGUUUUGAGUACUGUCAACCAAGCCCCGCCCCCUACAGAUGUUAGUGGGAUGGAGGCGCUACAGAAAGUUGUGAAUGUCACAGCACAGAAAGAACCAGAUGGUACUACAACGGCCGUUGCCACUACAUCCACAGCCAUCCCCAUUGGGUCUGCUGAAGAGCUCCUGGAAGUAGAGGGGGGCCCAGUCAUCUCCUACAAGAAUCAACUCCAGGAGUACUGCGACAAGAACAAGAAAGGCGCACCCAUCUACGAUAGCAAGAAAGUGGAGUUACAAGUGGACGGUAAAUUUGUCUGUGAUUUGUUGGUCGAUGGAUUUACGUUUAGGGCCAAGGGAUGUCAGACUAAAAAGGGGUCGGAGCAGAGUGCUGCCCGUAUCGCAUUGCAGAGGUUUGGGGUGCUCAAGGAGUAGCUAGUAGAUCACUAAACGUUUUUAAUUUUAUAAAGGUUAUAAAUUUCAGGUUUAAUGAUAUUAAGAUAUUGCAGUACACUGCAGGGUUUUGUUUUUACAAUUGAUUGUACUCCUGGGUGGAUUUCUCAUUUAACGUUCGCCAUUUAGCUGUCUGACUUGACACCUUGAAAAAGUUGGAAAACAAUCCCUUUUUUAAACUAUGACUUAAACAAACAUCUAUACUACAGUGGCUGAAUCUAAACUUUCAAUAAGUACUUUACACUUGAACGUCAAAAUGUCAAAAUAAAACGUAUAAAUGAAAUCAUCUUGUUCCCCUAAGGCUGACUGAGAUAAUGCCAGUUUGUCGGUUUUUACGCCAAAUUAAAAACAAAUCCCUUGCUUACGAAGUGACACGGACGUUUUCCUGGAAUGUGGAUCGUAUGAGAUAUGGUAGAUAAUCUCCCAGCACGAGGAAAGAGCUCUACUUUUAUGACAGCUUUCAAUGUGUCUUCUUGGAUUUCCUUGAGUCAAACCUGUUUGGCCUGGUUACGAAGAGUCAAGUCAGACUGUCGAAUGGCGAAGGACGAAUGAAAAGAAAAAUACAAACAUUGUGCACACCAGUGAAACCGUUUGUAACGAAGAUUAGCAAUUCUGGAAUGUUCGAGUGGUAGCUUUGUACCCUAAAAUGAAGUCGCUAGUGAAUCGGAAUACCAUAUACACCUAUUUGAUAACAUUGAACUAAUGUGGUAUGUACUCAUAGUCCCAGACCUUUCAUACUCAUUGACGCUCAAAUCUCACCAUCUGGCCCAUUUAGGCCCUCGUCCACAUGUAUCCGGAAAUUUCUAAAAACGCAAUUUUCUUUACGAGUCCGGCUCUCGUCCACACGUAUCCAGCGUAAUUUUCGGUCGUAUCCGGAAAAUUUUAAAUACGCUUACGUCAUUCUGUUGGAUACGGCCGGAAAUUGCGCUGGAUACGCGUGGACGAGAGCCGGAUUCGUAAAAAAAUAGCGUUUUCAUAAAUUUCUGGAUACGCAUAGACGGCUGAAAUCGAUUCGAAUACGCUGCGUGUAGCCGCGGAAAUUUUCGGGAAAAAAUUGCGGAUACGUGUGGACAUAGCCUUAAAGUAUCGUACAUGGCACACGUUCGAUAUUAUUAAAAAUAAGGUGUAUUAAAGCUGCACACUAACGACAUACCAACACAACAACCUAAGCGCAUUACGUCUUACCUAGAAAGUUUUGUGACAAAAGAAAUCAAUAUUUUUUGUACUUUUGAAUACACUGGGUUCCAGAGCGAAAAUAGAAUGGUUGGCAAGAGGUGAGAGGUCAUGCGGGGACAGUCUCUGGCACCCAGUGUAGUGUGUUGAAGUAUGUUGGAAGAUAAGACCACUUUUCAAGCGCGCUUAUGUUGUCAUGUCAUUAUUGUGCCCCAAACAAACAAAUAAACAAAACAACACAGUUUGAAAAGUAUUCCGUGUUUUACAAAACGUUAAGAAACAAAAGGACAUUUUGCCGACUACUCCAGAGCCGUUGUUAGCAUACAAUGGCAUCAAUAACUGUGCAAAAGAAAAUCGAUGAAAAUGUUAAAUAAAUUAUAUCAAAUGUUUGAUA